ACCCAGGUCCGCUUCAGCUCAAGAUCUCUUCCCGGAGAAAGGACGUGCGUCUCAGUCUGCGGCUGUUGUUGUCGUUGGCUGGUUGGCAGAGAGUGUUUCUUUUUGCAGCAUGUCGGGACGUGGUAAAGGCGGCAAGGGGCUGGGGAAAGGAGGCGCGAAGCGUCACCGCAAAGUGCUCCGAGAUAACAUCCAGGGGAUCACCAAGCCUGCCAUCCGCAGGCUGGCUCGCCGAGGCGGAGUGAAGAGAAUUUCCGGCCUUAUCUACGAGGAGACCCGAGGUGUCCUGAAAGUUUUCCUGGAGAAUGUGAUCCGAGACGCGGUCACUUACACCGAGCACGCCAAGAGGAAGACGGUGACCGCCAUGGAUGUGGUGUACGCCUUGAAGAGACAAGGCCGCACUCUGUAUGGUUUCGGUGGUUAAAAGGUUGUUCCAGCCCUCAUUCAAGACGGACUUUGAGAUAGUGUUUUUGUCUUUUUUAAACUCCAUUGGUAGAAGUGUUAGCUUCAGUAGUUUGCUUGUGCUUCGGCGAUUUUGGGGUCCGUUUUGUUGGGGGUGAAGAAGAGAUGUUAAGAGAUCGUGGCGCUCUUUUGCUUCUGAUUGGCUGGCUCGUAGUUUGAAAGUGGCCCAAUAGGAAUGGGCGACAUCUGCUAUUCUUCCUUUGCAUAUCGGCGUUGAUAAAUAAAGUCGAUCCACACAAUAUCUGUCACUUACAGCAGCUCAUCCUCAUUGUUUGACUGACUUAGCCAAACCCCCUCCGCCCCAGCGUCUGGACUCGUCUCUUCUACAAUCAUGAUUUGAUUCGUUUGUUACAGCGACUUCUUUUGGUGAUGAGUGCUGUGCUUUUCGUCUUAAGUCUUUUUGUGCAUGCAGUGUAACUUUUUUCUUUUUUUCUCUUAAUUUCAAUGACUAUUCGUUUGACUUGAAUCUGGUGCUGUUUUAUUGCAAUAAAAGAUGAGCUCAUUUUUCCAAGUA
This is a messenger RNA of Stegostoma tigrinum, 973 nucleotides long. RefSeq names its product histone H4. Gene Ontology annotation, biological process: nucleosome assembly. The transcript has a single exon. Gene Ontology annotation, molecular function: protein heterodimerization activity; DNA binding; structural constituent of chromatin. Gene Ontology annotation, cellular component: nucleosome. Lineage: Eukaryota; Metazoa; Chordata; Chondrichthyes; Orectolobiformes; Stegostomatidae. The record is from RefSeq and is a predicted model, not a curated record. The coding region runs from base 110 to 421 and encodes 103 amino acids.